AUGACCGCCACUACCACACCCGCCGCAAACACUACCGUCUGGGACACCAAGACCCAGCAGUUCCACGGAGGCCAGGACUGGAAGUUCCUCAACAACUUUGUCGAAGAUUUUUCCGUCACCACCAACUGCCUCGGCACCCCUGUCAAGGCCAUCAACGCCGCUCGUGAUGCCGUCGCCACUUGCCACCACUACCCCCCUGCAAACCAGGAGCCCGCAAAGUCGUCGUUGGCUGAGUGGAUUUGGCCCGAGGCAUGGCAGACCAACAGCGAGCGUCUCUUGCUCGGUAACGGUGCCUCUGAGUUGAUCGAUCUCGUCAUCCGAUCUGCUCCUCAGGGUUCCUGGAAGGCUGGUCCUUGGGAUGUCCAGUACAAGGAGUACCAGAGAUCGGCAGAGACCAACGGCCGUGAUAUCCUCUCACCCAAGGGCGACGAUAAGGCCAACGUUGUCUGCAUCGUCAACCCCUGCAACCCUACCGGAGAUUACAAGUCCAUUGACGAGUUGAAGACCUGGAUCUUGGAUAACGUUCAGGACAAUGGAGUCGUCGUCAUCGACGAGUCGAUGCAGAUCUGGGUUGGACCCCACUUCCGUGAGGACUCGAUGACCAACCAGACCGAAUUCUUGGAGAAGACGUUCAAGGAGCGCAACAUUUCGAUUUACGUGAUCCACUCCUGGACCAAGAUCUGGUCUUGCACAGGACUCCGUCUGGGCUCGAUUGUUUGCCCCACCGUCUCGCACUGCGUCGAAUUGAAGCGCAUCCAGGUCCCCUGGUCCGUCAACAGCCCCGCAUUGGCCUUCUUGGACGAGGUCGUCCGUGAUAAGGAGUACCUCGAGGAGACCUGGAGAGUCACCCCCAUCUACCGUGCUCAGUUGAUUGAGCGUCUUGAGACCCUGGCUGGAGGUCGUAACUGGGAAUACUUUGGCAAGUCGUACCUGAGCUGGGUGUGGGCGGAUCUGAAGGAUGCUGAGCUUGCCGAGAAAGCUAUUGAGUUGGCUAAGGCUGCUGGUGUCCCUGUCCGUUCGGGCAAGCCUGGAUAUGAGCGUCCUACGUUUGUUCGUAUUGCUGUUCGCGAGCCAAAGCAGACUGAUGUCCUCUUGAACGCCUGGAAGGACCUGUAA
This is a messenger RNA of Linnemannia hyalina, 1116 nucleotides long. NCBI's taxonomy places the organism in Eukaryota, Fungi, Mortierellomycota, Mortierellomycetes, Mortierellales, Mortierellaceae. The record is from the annotation of a GenBank genome assembly.